Octopus sinensis (East Asian common octopus) is the source of this 624-nucleotide messenger RNA. RefSeq names its product general transcription factor II-I repeat domain-containing protein 2-like. The record is from RefSeq and is a predicted model, not a curated record. Lineage: Eukaryota; Metazoa; Mollusca; Cephalopoda; Octopoda; Octopodidae. Bases 1 to 624 code for a protein of 207 amino acids. The transcript has 2 exons.
AUGUCAUUCGAUUUAAAUAACUCUUUAAAAAACAUUUUUGGAAAUUUCAAAUAUUUUUCUAUCGAAUUGGAUACUAGUACUGACAGAAGAGAUACUUCUCAACUUGUCAUAUUUGUUCGAGGGAUAACUGAAACAUACCAAAUUUUUGAAGAAUUUGUCAAAGUUAUUCCAAUUAUGGGUACAGUGACAGGAACCGACGUUUUCUUGCAUUUAAUGCAACUUUUAACAGAAUUAAAUCUUCCACUUUCAAAAUUAGUUGGAAUUACAACAGACGGGGCUCCAUCUAUGGUUGGGAACAAAAAGGGAACUAUUACAUUACUCCAAAAUGAAAUGGAAAAAUUUGGAAUUGAGCACAAUUUGGUUAAGAUUCACUGUAUUGUUCAUCAAUGGCGGUGUUAUCAAAUGGAAUUACUUGAAAUUCAAUGCGACAGUACACUUAAAUCAAAAUAUUUUUCUGAAAUGGAUAUUUUGAGCUUCUACCAAAAUUUUGUAUGUGUCAGAAAAUAUCCACAAUUAACCGACAAUGCUAUGAAAAUGGCUUGUAUAUUUGGAAGCACAUUUUUAUGGAAACAGUUAUUCUCUAAAACAGGGGUGCGCAAGCUUUUUGGGUUUGCGGCCGCAUAG